CGCAUAAAUUAAUCAAUCCAAAUAUUGUCUGUGAGACUUAAAAGCUGAAUGUCGUAGGUUGUUUAUUGUUCUACAAGGAGAAAUGACUAGAUUUCUCGUAUAGUAAUGUUUCACUAACCGUAUUUUAAACUACAAGAGGUGUUUGGUUAUUUAAACGCGAGUGGUUGGCGAGAAUUGGUGGCCAGAUAACCAUGCGAUUUGGGCAGUUUUUUUUACUCGUUCUCAUAUGUUGGAAUGUAAGCUGUUCAUUAUAUAGCGACGAUGAUCGUCUUAACCAUGGUAAGUUAUUGUGUUCUGUUUACAUUUAAGUGCUAUAUAGUGUCGACUUGGUAAUGUACACUAUACUAAAGAAUCUUAUAUUAAGAUCAAGUGCGGCCAGCGAAUUGUCAAAUCGCAUGUCACAGCAUUCAUUGUGACUAUGUAUACUUUCAUACUGAAAACUCAACCGACUGUAUUGUCAACAAACGGUAGCUUGAACCAGCUUGAAUCAACUCUAUGCUCACAAUACAGUAUUUGGCUGAUUUUUCACAUAUCACUGAAUACAUGUAUAAAAUUCAAUGUUCAGUGUUUACGAAUCAAACUAUUCAGUAGUAUCAUUGUCAUAAUGUAUACUUCUUUAAUAAUUUCAGUUCCUAUAUAACCCUGAGACUAUUAAAUUAAAAUACGUGUCAGAUUUGGACAUCCAUAUUAGUAAAUAUUUAAUCUAACUAUAUAUUGACGAAAAGUUGGUCGUUGCGAUCAUGUAAACGCUAUAGCAGAUACUGUACAGCAUUGUGACAGUAUGUACGCUCCAAAAGGCAAGAUCGACACAUCCAGAGGUUCUAUACCAGGCAGAGGAAGUCUACAGUAAAGAAUGAGGAAAUCCAUGGAAAACACGCGAGAUAGUCUUCAACAAGAAGCUUUAGCGCAGUUUUGGUUCAUAUACUGAGAACCCUAUGGUAACAACAGCUGCGGCCAAACAUGCAGUGAAAGCUGUGAAAUCACAGUUAAUGGGGAAACUGAACUUGCUUCAUGCACCGACGGAAUUCACCUCCGAAAGAGAAACCUUGACUUGUGUACUGUUAAACAGAGUAAUGCAUGAUACUAACGUUUGUAUUGAGAACUCUAUCAAUAUUAUCUCGGUUGGCUGAUUGAGUUGUGACUCCGCGCGGAGUGAUUCUUUGGUAUGAACAUGAAUAAAAAUUCCACUAUAUAUGUUCAAGUAUAGUUUUCUGCUUUUCUGGUGUGGAAGUCACUUGGAGAUCAUCAUCCAAUAUAUUUAAUCUACCUGAAUACAAAUCCCACCGUGAUUAAGCAUUUUUCUAUACUUGUCUGGUAUGUGGACGUCACUUGGAGAUCAUCAUCCAAUAUAUAUAAUCUACGUGAUUACAAAUCCCACCGUGAUCAAGCAAUUUUCUAUACUUGUCUGGUAUAGUACUGGACGUCACUUGGAAAACAUCGUCCAAUAUACUAAUCUUCCUUGAAUACAAUUCCCACCGCACGCUUUUUUACGACUUUUAUCAAAAUCUAACUUGAAUACCAUGAUAAAAAUUUACUAACAAAAAUAUCAAAACACACUAAAACCAAAUUAGCCAAGUCAGAGAAAAACCUUUAAACAUUAUGAUCCAUGCAUAUAUGUGCCUUAUGAAUCAUCACUUGGGAUUUCGUAUGUUUUUGAAGUUAAUUUUUUCACCUGUGUUAAAAAUCUUAAGAUCAAGUGCAGCAGGCAAAUUGUCAAGUCGCAUGUCACAGCAUUCAUGCAAUGUCACUAUAUAUGUACACUUCAGUUCACAGUAGCGAAAACUCAACCGACUGUAUUGUCAACAAACGGUAGUAGCUUGAAUCAGUUUGAAUCAACUCUAUACUCACAAUACGGUAUCUGAUACCACCAUGAUCAAGCAGUUUUCUACUUGCAUGCCUGGUGUGGACAUUGCUGAUGCUUGGGGGUCUAUAGUUUGGCGCAUACAUAUAGGCGGUUUUGGCGCAUUUGAGAGGGCGGUUUUCGGAUACAUCUCAAUUUUCGUGGCGGUUUACGAUGAAGAAGUUGUCAUUCGGUGAUGAAAAAUCGUUGAGCAUAGACUAUAUUACAUAUAAGCUCCAUUUGAAGAUUGGCUGCUUUUACAAAAUUCACUAAAUCUAAGGGACCGUUCAUUAUUUAUACCCGGGUUUUGUACCGAAGAGAUAUGGGUUGCAUGGGUAAUCAAGUUUUUGACUAGCUCAUGGGUUGGGUAAAAAAAAUUAUGGCUGUUUGUCAGCUAUAGAAUAAAACCAAAAUUACCAUGCAUGCAUUGGAAAAUAUGAAUAGAAAAAUGUGUACAAUACAUUCUGUACCAAAACAGACCAUCAGUGAUUGAGGAAUUAGGACUCUGUCAUUAAUAAUUGAUCAGCAGGAACGUGGUUGCUUUGACCAAACUCAGUGAGUUUGAGUGUGAGUGAGUUUUUAGAAUUUAGGCAACUUGAUUUCUGUCACCAUAAUCUUGUGUGUUUAAUUAUUAUGAAGUACAGUAACACAUGGGUUGGGUAAACAUUAUUUUGACCAAUGUUGAGGUUGGGGUAAAUAAGAAAGCUCUAUAAAAAUACGACGGUUUGCGGAACGACCGACCCCCCUAUAAUAGACCCUCUACUUACAGAACAUCAUCUAAGAACCCAUUUACACUGACGAUACGAGUAGUCGUAUCCAUGGGAUUGUCAUUCUGGCGUAUGAAAAUGACUGCUGACGCACAAUUUCUUUUCAUCAGUUUAUGGUUAAAUUUCACAUCUUUAUAUACGACUCUUCAAAACAGGUGUGCUGCAAAACAUGUACACACAAAAACGUGUUAUAUGGCACAUUAGGUGUGUUAUACAAGACAUUUUACUCUUACGAUUUUCAACGUAAACACACCUUUGUGAGUUAUAUAACACACAGUGUGCAGUGAUUACAUAACACAUGCAUGCAGCGAUGGAGGUGAAUGUGUUAGAUAACACCCUUUAAGAAAAACACCUUUUCAAUUCUACCGUGUUAGGGACUGGUCAUAAAGUAACUGCUAGGGUGGGCUGGAGGUAAAUCACAAAUUUUGCCAAUAAGUUUGGUGACCCAUCUUAUAGGAUGUACAUAAAAAUUUCAAAGCCCAUCUAAUCUUACCAAAUUUAUUUCAUGACCCAUCCACCCAAUCUAAAUUGGAAAAAUACAAUUUUAUAAUAAAAAACACUUGCAGGUAUAUGAACAUUGUAAAUAUACACCGGCUCUGUAUUCGAGACUGCAUUGACAUACAUAAUCCCACCAAGCUUGACCAACACAUUCAUUACCAAUUACGAUACUGAACUGCUCUCCAGUUGGUUGUAUUUGCUGUGAUUCGACCACUUCUUCUUGUUGUAUAAAACAAAGUACUGGCUUCAAUAGCAUCAUUUGCAUUUGAUAAUUGGGAUAGUUUUGUUUUCUUUUAUUAUUAAUAUCUUCAUGUAAUAUAUAAUUAUUAAUUAACAUGGAUUUUUGUCAGUUUGGUGGCCCAACCAUGGACAUACCAAAAACUUGGCGGCCCAUCGAAACUGCCCACAGAUUUUCCAUGGCCCAUCCCAAAUCACUCUAGCCCACCCUAGCAGUUACUUUAUGACUGGUCCCUUAGUUAGCACACCCGUCCUACGAAAACUGUGUUUAUUAACCCAAAUUUAAAGAUAAACGCACUUUGCUAGGAAAACAAAGUGCACAGGAGAAACACAUUUGACCAACAAACACACCUUUCCAAAACACACGUCUUAAACUAACACACUUUUAUAGAAAAACACAGUCUAUAAAAGAAUACAUAGAAUACUUGCGCUAGAAUACGAAUGGUAUACGACUAUAGUCGUAUCGUGUAAAUGUGUGUUAAUAAUUUUUAUCAUUUAUCUGUUCCAUGUUUCCUUACGCCUAGGCUAUCCCUACAAUAUUGGCGUGCCAUCAAUUCUCCAUAAAUAUGAUAUUGACGAUCCCGAAUCUGUUAUCAAAGCCAAGCGUGUGUUUGAAGACAAUCGGCAAGAAAAUGAUGAUGAUGACAUAGACUACGGUAUGAACUUAAGAAUUGUUUAAUUUACCGUCAGACACAUGGAUAUCGAUACGUUCGAUGUUACUGGCAUUGUGUUUUUGAAUGAUUUGAAUUUGAACUUAUUAAGAGGAGAUUUUUUCGUAUGUUACGUAACACGCGCUCAAAACUGAUGCGUAUAAAUACCACUUGAGGUUAUGACUAAAUUCAAAAUUUUAUUUCUCGAUACGUUUCUCAAUCGACAAACAAACUUAAAAAGUAUGUUUAGUGCUUUAUCUGUAAAAUAAUGCUAAAAUGAAGAGAUUUUAUUAGACGAUACGCCAAAGAGAAAAUGAUGUCUGAAGCUCAGUAAGUUUUGCUUAUAUGGCUGUAAAUAUGCAUGGCGUCACUUUUAAAGCAUCAUUGAUAAUUGUAUUUUAAUUGACAAUUUUUAACUAUUAUUUUAUGUUUCUCAACCGACAGAUGCAUUUAAAAAGGUAGCUAACUCUAUAAACUAGAGAAUAAAGCUAAAACAAAGUAAUUUUGAGAGGGACGCCAAAAAGAUUUUAGGUUUUGAACACUUUUCAUUGCAAAUACGUGACAUUGAAAAAAAUUGCCUCUUAAUUUAAACUGAUUUUGUUACCAAUUAGGUUAAAUUACAUCAGUGAGAAAUCUGUGUGUAAUAUUUAAAACAUGAGCAUGCAGGAUCGCUUUAUCAGAUAUAAACACGAGGCAACAGUCAAGUGUUUUAUAUCUGAUAAAGCACAUGCAGACUCCUAUUGUUUUAAAUGGCGACCUAAAAAACAAUCCAUCUUAUGAGUUCAUUGGCGAAGUAAUUUUAAAAAUUAACAUUGACUAAGCCGAGAAAAUAAAAGGCAAAGUUUAUAUAAUUUAACAUGAUUUCGACACAGUAGUAAUUUAAUUCCUUCAUCUUUUCCUUCUGAAUUAUUAAUGAGUUUUUGGAAUAUACAAUAAAACUUGAUAACAUUUAUAUAACUAUUUACAAUUUAUCUAUGGUCAAGAAUCAUAUCUAUAUGUACUAUUUAAAAAAACGAGCAGGAGUGUUUUAUUAGGUUUAAAGCCACGAGCGCGCAGCGCGAGUGGCUUUAGACCUAAUAAAACACGACCUGUGAGUUUUUUAAAUGGCUUCAAAAACGUUUGCAUAAUAAGCAUUUCAGAUAUGAAAAAUCCUUAUAUAAAAAUCUUUAUAUAGUUUGCAUAACAAUCGUCUUUUGUAUUAUUGCAUAAUAAAGUGUUCUUUAGCUGGUAUAAAGACGUAUGCACGUGACUAAUUUCUUACUCAAGAUUGGAUUAUUGCUUCAUGAAUUAUUAAUGAGUUUUUGAAAUAUAUAUAAAACGUUCUGUUAUACAAUAAUACUUAGUAUAUUUACAUUUCCCCCUCGUGUUCGUUGUCUAUAACUUCACGAUUUUAAAUAUAUUUUGUGCAUGCCGAUGCAUGCAUGUGCAGUGAGACUUUCACUUUGAUCUACGACUUAGGUUUGGUUCUUGCAAUAUUGAUGCAGUGUUCUCCGGCUCAGUUCACGUGAGAUUUAGUCCAAAGCCUUUAUAGUAACUUUUACUUUUUUAGGAACAUUUGAAGAAAACGAAAGUUAUCGUGAUUAUGAACGAGGAUACUCAAAUUGGUAUUUAAGAAGUUACGACGAGUCCAGCAACGGUAAAUCCAUACUUACUAUCUGACUAUAAUUAUCCACCAAAUCCAGCAUUCAAAAAAUUGUACAAGUCCGAAGAACGUGUCCAACUUAAAAGUUUGAAAAACCCCAAUUAUAAGUGGCCGAUUACAUGGAGCAUGUUCAACCCCGGUGUUGAACUCGGCCUUGUUUACCGUGUUGAAAUUUCAGCCCUGCGUGUCUGUAAUACAAAACUCUAUCAAAAUCAAACGCGCGAUUACAUGACAAAAUUUUCAACCCAGGGCCAAGUUAAGCUCCGGGGUUGAAAUUUCAACCCUGCUUCAGCGGCGGCUGGGUUGAAAUUUCAACCCCGGGGUUGAACUCAAUUUUGUCAUGUAAUCGUUUCAAGUCAGGGCUGAAAUUAUUACGAGUUAUUCGAGCAUACGUGGUAGUGACCAUUUAUUACAAGAAAACAAAAUGAAGGCUUUUUUACUUCCGGGACUGAUCAACGCCGAGAACGUAUAGUACAGCGUUUCAAUCCCGGGGUUGAAAUCGUCCAUGUAAUCGCAAAAAAAUUAAACCCGGUAAACAGGGCUGAGUUCAACCCCGAUGUUGAAAAUGCUUCAUGUAAUCGGCACACUGCGCAAAUAACCAUAUACUAGCCAUACUCAAUUACUUAUUUCUCCUUUUUGGUACUGUAUCGAUACAAUAGCACAUGCUCUUAGCCAAUCUGACUUGAGUAAUUUUUUCAUGCAUAUUAUAUUAGCGAUAUAAAACCCAGCCAACUGUAUACAUUUCCUCACAUCUUUUAGGCUAUCAAGACAACAAGAUCUGUGAAACGAACGACUGCCACAAUGCGGCAGCUGAAAUAAAAAACGGUCUCGACACGUCAGCUGAUCCUUGUCAAGAUUUUGAUCAAUUCGCAUGCGGUGGAUGGCGUUCCCGCAAUCCUAUCCCGAAGUCUCAAUCUCAGUGGACACAAUUUAUGAAACUUUGGCAUCACGAAGAAACACUGUUGAAGGAUGUCAUUGAGCGCCAAGCUAAUAGUUCAGGUAGACUCUAUGGUUAUAUCUGAUAUUUAUGUUGUACCACUAUAUUAUAGCUUUUUGUACUAUAUAUAUAACAACUAUUGUAUAGUCUAUUCUAAAGUGUAUUCUUUAAUGAUCUUCUUACCUACUAUUAUACUGUCAAUACAUGCAAUUUAAUUAUUGCUAUAUUUUUAUUAUCCUCCUCUAUUUAUCCGUCAUUCACAGUGUUAAACUUAUAUUUUAUCUUUUAUAGUCUAUCGUGCAUUUGAUCACUUAUCAGUAUAGUCUAUUAGUCUGUUUAUCUAUCAUGCAUCUAUAGUCGAUUUAUACUCAUCUAUCAUCUAUAUAGUCUAUUCAGUCAUCUAUCAUCUAUAUAGUUUAUACGUUCAUCUAUCAUCUAUAUAGUGUAUUCAUCUACAUCUAUAGUCUAUAUUCAUUUAUCAUCUAUAGUAUUCUAUUCAUCUAUCAUCUAUAUAUAGUCUAUUCAUCUAUCCUCUUUUGUCUAUUCAUCUAUUAUCUCUUGUCUAUUCAGAUCAGUCAUCUAUAGUCUUUUCAUCUAACAUCUAUCGUCUAUUCAUCUAUUAUCUAUAGUUUAUUCAUCUAUCAUCUAUAGUCUAUAUUCACCUAUAUAUUCAUCUAUCAUCUAAAGUCUAACUAUUUACCUCUAUUUAUAAUCGUUCAUCCUUUAAUUCAUCAUUCAACUAUUUAUCUUCCGUUUCAACUUUACAUUUCAGAAAAUUCAUCAGCAGCUCUCAUAUACUCUUGGUAUUCCUCAUGUCUGAACGAAACAGAACGAAAGCAGAGCGGUGAUAAACCUCUACUUGGACUUAUCUUGGAACUUGGUUCAUCUUCAGUUAUCACUCCGUUCACCUGGUUUCCGUUUGGCUGGAUGUUCGUGGAUCAUGUAGUUCUACUGAAUCGUUUAGCUAUUCAUCCGUUUUUCCUUGUGACACCGAGAAACGAUCUUCUUAAUAGUUCCAGAGUCUUAUUGACGGUAACAAACUUGUUGUCGUUGUCGUUGUCGCUGUCGCUGUCGUUGUCGCUGUCGUUGUCGCUGCCGUUGUCGUUGUCGUUGUCGUUGUCGUUGUUUUUGCUUUUUUGUUUUUAUUUUUGUUUAUGUUGUUGUCGUCGUUAUUUUAAAUGUCUUUUUCUUUACAGUUUAGUCCUUCGAAAACGCUGUUGGGAUCUCCAAAUUUUUACUUUGGGAAAGGAACUUAUUACAAAGACGUAAGAGAGAAACAGUUUUUUCAAUUUUUUUUUAAACAUACCCAUAGUUGUAAGAGUUUCCUUGCUCUUGACAAACCUGCAUUGCGCAGGCGUUGAGAAGCGAUAAAAAGUUCACAUCUUAGGCUAUCGUAUUCACUGUCGAGUUUAAUUUAUUAAAAUGAAGAAGUUUGGAGUUGUGGGAGGAUUACAUAUACCUAUGUAAAACACCAUUUAGCCUUUUUAUUUCAUGAUAUUUAACUGUACCUUACAUUCUUUGAUCAGUCAUUAUUUAUAUGUGACGUUAAUUCCGGACAUUUGCAUAUCAAUAAAACUGGAAUAACUCCGACACAAAGUGUGCAAACGAAAAUCUUCAAAAUAAGUUACAAUAUCAUUUGAAAGCUUCUUAGGAAUGAGAUAUUAGAAGAAUUGAGGUUAGGUGUACUUUAAGUUUCAAACUAACGAUAAUAACAUUGAACAUUGCUAUUACUGGAUCCACUGGACACUUUUUAAUCAAGUCCUCCCCAUCGGCAAUCUGACGUUCGUGUUGACAAAGCUGACGUCGCUUGCUUAAGCUGCCUAAUAAAGUCUAAAGCAGUGAAGAAGAAGAAGAAGAUAGUACAAUAUAAUGUUUACAUGCAGGGCCGUUCCUAGCGUGAUAAUUGGGAGGGGGUGUAUAUUCAUAUAUUCGUGUUCUGCCCGACAGAUUUCUUUUGAAAGCGAUUGUUUUUACGGUAUGUGAACAUGAAUUUCCCCCCAAUUAUCGCGUCUAGGAACGGCCCUGUAUACAUGUUUCCAGCUACGCUAAACGAGAUGGUAUAUGUGUCAGCAAAACUUGAACGCAUAUUUUGUUCUUUCUCUAGGUUCGUUAUGCCUACAUCAAAUUGAUGAUCCACCUCAUUAUAAAGUUACGACGAUCUUUUGGAAUGGAUCGAAUUAAUUCAGUGUAUUCAUUUCGUAAUCAGAUUGCUAAUAUUUUUAAAUUGGAAUAUUACAUCGCCAGGGUAUGUUAGUUCAAAUUUUUUAGCAACUGUUUCAUUUUGUCAUGUUUUGCUCGCUACUCUGGUGAGUUAAAUAAAUGAUUACAAAGCCCAGUCGAAUUGUAAUCAAGACCCAACGUUUCGACACUCCAGUCUAGUGUCUUCAUCAGGAGUGAUUUGACGUUGCAAUCCUGUGGCUUCUUAAUUUGGCAAGGCAUAAAACAUUAUCCAUUCUGCUGUUUUUCAUUGCUCGUUUAAUAAGAAGUGUCGAAGAAAAUAAGAAUCAGGGGCAGGUGGUACGAAAGGCCGGAUAGCCUAUGCACUGGAUAGUGCUUUAUUCAACCAUUAAUAUUGUAAAAUUGCUUCAUGCACCGCGGCACAGUGAUUUUUGAAACUUUCUUAAAUUGUCCAUUGAUUUGUAUAACCAUAUAAUAUGGUAAAGUAUGAAACGAUUAUAUAACACACUGAUCAAAGUAACGCAAAUUACUUUCUUUAAAAUGUUACUCAUUACUUUAGAAAAAUAAUCAAUUACUUUAUCAACAACUAACUAUACAAGUACUUAAUUAUAUACUGAAAAAUUACUCGAAAAGUAAUUAGUAAUUAGUAACGCGUUACUUUAGUAAAGAGUAUUUACAAUACUUCAAUGUUCGAAUACAAAAGACAACUUUGUAGUUCAAUCAACAUGCCACCUUUUCCAUUUCCCUAAUUGGUUGCCCACUUUCGUAUUUCCUAGGUGUUAUAUAGCAAAAAGAAGACGACCUACCACAUAAUGUCUUUGAAUCGGCUGCAGAGAGAAAUUCCAUGGGUAAGAUUGAGUUAUUCGGUACGAUUCAGUUAUUGAGUAAUUUGUUGUUGAUCUGUUGUUAUGGGUAGCCCUGCCAUUGUACAAGAGGAAAUCCAAGCUAAACUAACACUAUAUUGAUAGGAUAUAACUUUACAGUUUAAACUGUUCUUCUUUGAGGCCCAGUAAUGCUCCAGUAUUACUGCAGGACGAACCUUGUACGAAACCAAGUUACUGUAUCUAUAUAUACUGCAUGGAGGUAUAUGAGGUCUAAACUGUUACCCGUUUAUUUCUUCUAGUUUCCGUGGAAGCUGUACAUUCAUAAAUUAUAUUUCAAUGUCAAGCAAAAGAAACCCAUCACAGGGAAUGAAAUGAUCGCGAUAUUUAGACUGAAUGUACUGAAGAAAAUAACACGCAUUCUUAAAUUAACGCCAAAAUCGUAUGUAUAAUGUAUUUUUUAACGUUCACCGUCUAAUGAGAAUUAUCAUCUAUAGACUAUUUAUCUAUCAUUUAUAUAAUCUAAUAGUCUAUUCAUCUAUGAUCUAUCAUCUAUAGUCUUAGUUAUCUAUCAUCUAUAGUUUAUUCAUCUAUCUUCUAUAUAGUCUGUUUAUCUAUCGUCUAUAGUCAUGCAUCUAUCAUCAUCUAUACUCUAUUCAUCUAUCAUCUAUAGUCUUAUUUAUCUCACAUCAUCUAUAGUUUAUUCAUCUAUCAUCUAUAGUCUACUCAUCUAUCUUCUAUAGUCUAUAUUCAUCUACCAUCUAUAGUCUAUUCAUCUAUUAUAGCAUCUAUAAUCUAUUAAUCUAUCAUCUACAGACUUUUUAUCUAUCAUCUAUAGUCUAUUAAUCUAUCAUCUAUAUAGUUCAUCUAUGAUCCAGCAUCUAUAUAAUCUAUUCAUCGGCUACAACUUAUUUGUCUAUUUAAUCUUCAGGAUCAAAGCAAACUUCUUAAUGUGGAACAUUGCUUACCAAUUUACGGGAGACAUCAGUGCCGAUUACGAGACAGUAAGACAUCGCUUUGUUGUCGCGAUGUAUGGGGACCGACAACGUAAAGCAAGAUGGCGAGAAUGCGUCUCCUCCACCAGCGCUGCUCUUUCAAUGGCCGUGGGAAAGCUAUUUGUGGAAGAGACCUUUGAUGAACACAGUAAAAUGAGAGUGAGUUCCGGAAUAUUAAGAGCAACUUUUAUCUGAAAAAGUUAAAUUUCGGCUUUAUCUAUAAGAAAACAUUACUCAUUCUAUAUUAUCUUUCCAAGUACAAAUCCAACCAUGAUCAAGUAGUUUUGUAUUUCCCUGUUGUGGAAUGUGGAUAUCACUUGGAGAACAUCAGCUAAAAUAUAUAAUCUACCUUAGUACAAAUCACCUUGAUAUUGGUGAAAAUCAUCCUAUAUAGGCUAUAUACAAUCUUUAUAGUUUUGUCAUGGCUUUUCUAGGCGGAGAAAAUUAUUGAAGACAUUCGUCAACAGUUAAUUAAGGAUUUUGAAAAUAUUUCGUGGAUGGAUAAAGAUACAACAAAAAAUGCAGAGGAAAAGGUGAGAUGAAUUCAUAACAGAAGUGCAGUGGUUCCAAUUCCGACUAAAGAGCAUACCCAGCGGGCAAAGACGUUGGAUAGACGUUGAAAAAGGGUUGACUAUGCAAAUUGGAUCGACGUUACUGUUUCGACGUUGAAACAACGUUGAAAUUAGGUUGCCAAUCUCGUCAACCAUAAUUCAACGUUGAAUCCACGUUAAAACAACGUUGAGAUUGGUUCACAAAUUGACGUCGUACAUUUAACCAUGAAUGAACGUUAAUUCAACGUCUGUUGGCUGCUGUUGAACCAAUGUUUGUAAAACAACGUCAGAGCAUCGUAGAUAUUAGGUUGUCGACGUCGCAACCUUUUUUCUACCAAAUUUCAACGUUGAAACAACGUCGUGUGCCCGGUGGGUAGUGGAUGCAAUAUUUCAAAUCCGAUUAUGGGGACUGGACUAGACUUCAAAUCCGCGAGGACUUGAAAUCUAGCUAAAUCUAGUCCAGCCCGAAUUGGAGGAUUUGAAAUGACGUCCCAUACUAAAUCAUUACUUAAAGUGAGGUGAAUUAAUUUCGAUUCAGUCGCAGGACUGAAUAAAUUUUAAUCCAUGGAGUCCUAGGAUCUAGGUUGUUAUUUAUUUGUAUAAGUAGUCAAUGUGAUCUAUAAUGGGAGAAUGUAAGUGAUGGAUGUAUUUCAACCUUGUGUUGCAAAGUCUACAUUUUUAAACAGAUCAUAUUUUAGGGCGAAUCAAUAGGAUUUCGGCAAAUGUUAGUGAAAGUAAACGGACGAUUUAAUCGUUCCUGCAGCAGCAAAAAUUUGUAGCAGAUUUAAAUAUUGAUACUUUGUAGUUGAUGAAUUUAGAGGAUUUUUUAAUAGGAACUUGCUUUUUGAUCAGGAAAUCUUAUGAUCUGGAGACGCCCCAGUCCCCCGUCGACAGGCAUUUUGUGAAUAUUGAAGGAUGGAAUUAAGCCACGCCUUUCUUAUCGGGCAAAAAAAUUAACAUCCCUCCAUUUGUGAUACUGCUGCAGUAGCAGGCUCAAUAAGGGGCAACGAGUUGAUCGCAAAAUUGUAAUGGUUUGAGGAUUUCUUUAAACCGGUACUGAUUUACGUUUUAUUUUUCUUUAGGCCAAAGCAAUUUUGAAGAAUAUUGGAUUUCCAAAAUUUGUUUUGAAUGAAACAUUGGUUAGAUAUUACUACGCAGGAGUAAGUCAAGCCUCGAAUAUUGCGUAUACUGUAGUAGCUCGCGCCAUUAAUUGCAUUGCCUAUAACAGUAUAAGUUCAGUUAAGUAGUUCGGUGCUCUUAGUAAAGCUUUUAUUUGUGGUGAACUUUUAAAGAAAAAGCAGUCAGUAUCAGAACGGCCAAAUUGUUCACUAAAUGCAUUCAACUUGUGUUUGGUGAUCAUAUGUUCACUCCCAUUGGCGAUAAUCCAAUAAUAUACUAUAAAAUUAUAAGAAAGUUAGCUUAUUAAUAAUAAUAAACUUUGGGUUACGGUACUUCAAAGCAAAUUUUCCAACUACCUGCUUUUUCAAUAUUUUUCAAGAAAUUAAAUCUAGAUCAAAAAGCUUAAUUAAUCUUAUUAAAGCUUAUUUGAUAAAACAAACUGACGUCAAGAAAUGCCCCGAAAAUAAAACUGAAGAUUUAAGUUUUAUCCAUGGUUAGGGCCAAUGUAAGGAUGUUGUAGAUGUAAUAUUUCAGACCAGAGCCUCUAAACCGCGCAAAGGCCCUGGGUACAAGGUUGGGACCAUUGAACUAUAAAUAAACUGGAAGGCUAACUGCUAUGAUGAAGGCCUAUGAUUUGAUGAAGCCAAAAUAGUUUUUCUGAGUUAUGAGCAGAAAAACUUGACCCCAUUGAAGCUAUUGAAAAUUUCUAUUUGGUGUGGAAAUUUCAAGACUUCAGCGAAAAGAAAAAUAUUUAAAAAAUACAAAAACAACUUCAAAACGGCAAAUUAUCGGUAAUUAUGUUUGUAGUUUUUCAACAUUUCCCUUUUAGCUAAAGUCUAGAAAUUUCUACACCAAAUAGCGUUUUUCAAUAGCUUCAAUUUGAUAUAUAGCCCAACGUUCAGUGUUGAGUAUUUCUGCUCAUAACUCAGAAAAACUAAAAUGCACUGGCUUCAAUUCCCCCCCCCCUGAGUUAGCCUUCCAGUUUAUUUAUAGUUCAAUGGUUGGGACUGGACUAGAUUUCAAGUCCGCGCAAUUUGAUCAAACCCGAGGCAUGGCCGAGGACUGGAUCAAAAUGCGAGGACUUGAAAUCUAGUCCAUGCAGUCCGAAUCGGAGGAUUUGAAAUAUUACAUGUACAACUAUGUACAAAAUCCUUACAUUAGCCCUAAGCAUGGAUGAAAAUUAAAUCAAUGACAUCUCAUACGAAUAAAUCACUACUUAAAGUGAGGUGAAUUAAUUUCGAUCCAGUCCAAGGACUGAAUAGACAAUUCCCAUUAUAGACUAAUUUUAAAACUAGGCAAGGAGAUGCAAUUAAAUCACCACAGCUAGAAAGAGCAUACUAAAAUUAGUAAAAUUACAAAAUUUGGUUGCGAAAUGUUGUAAAAUGUGGAAAAUAUAGCCUUGCAAAGUUUGCAAAUUUUGUAUACUUUUGUAUUGCGUUUUGCGUGCGACAUUUUCGGCCUAAAUGUGGUAGGAAUUUCCGCAAGCAAUAUAAAACGGUAUACAAAAUUUGCGAUCUUUGCAAGACUAUAUUUUCGCCAUUUUACAACAUUUCGCAACCAAACUUUGUAAUUUUACUAAUUUUAGUAUGCUCUUUCUAACUGUGGUGAUUUAUUUGAGUGUCCUUGCCUAAUUUUAAAAUUAGUCUGUAAUGGGAAUUGCCUAUUAGUAUAGGUAAUCAUGCGAUGGCGAGUACAAUUAGGGUUAAUAGUACGAGUGAUGUUUGGAAAUUUUGCCAAAAUUGGACGAGCCGCGCCGGGGCGAGUCCAAUUUGGCAAAUUUCCAAACAUCACGAGUACUAUUACUCCCUUAAUUGUACGAGUAACAUCGCAUGAUUACUUGUUUAUUAUUACGGCAUAUGACAAAAUUGGAUACUUCUCCGUCAACAUCAUAUUCUCUCGCCAAAGCCCAGUCCUGCCAGACUUUCAACCAAAAUUUGGUACUUUUGUUCGUAUUUUAAUUUAGUUCUUUUGUUAAAGCAAAAUUUGGUGCUUUUGUUCGUAUUUUCAUCUAGUUCCUCAAGGGCAAUUUCAUUUCACAUUUGUGUUCAAAAUACCUAUUUUAUUUGUUUUGGGAAAAUCAUUAAUUGUACUGCAGUACAAUUAAUGAAAUAAUUGUACUCCUCUCAACCAAUCAGCAUCCAGCAAUUUUGUCAUGCUAAUAAUAAGUAAUUUAACUGAACUGUAUCAAUAUACUUCAUCAGGUAUCCAGUAUUAUUAUACAUUGUAGUUGGUAAAAGCAAUUUGAUUGGCUAAGAGCUAACAGUUAAAUCGCGCAAUCACGCAACCUACACAAAAUUCAGUUAUCUGCUAGCAGAUAACUCAGUUAUCUGCUAGCAGAUAACUGAAUUUUGUGUUAGGUUGCGUGAAAUUUAAUGAGUGUACAUUUCAAAUGAGUGUACAUUUCAAUUUUCAAAUGAAUGUACAUUUCAUAAUUGUAAUGUUUACUUUAACAAGUAAAUAUUUUAAUACGUUAACAUCUUAACGAUAAUAUGUUUCUUUUAUAUUUGUAAUUAAUUUAACUGUUGGACUUCCGGUGACUUGUUUAUAGAAACGUUUUACUUGAACAGCUUUGCCAGAAAUCAUAUUGAAUAUAACGUUUACCGAGACCUUGAUAAUUUUGCAUAUCGCAAAAACCGAAUUCAAUAAUUGUUUUAUUAUUUAAAAUACUAUGUUUAUUAUUCUUCAAAUGUAUAAUAAAACAAUUAUUGAAUUCGGUUUUUGCGAUAUGCAAAAUUAUCAAGGUCUCGGUAAGCGUUAUCAGCCUCGCCUUCGGCUCGGCUGAUAACGCUACCUCGACCUUGAUAAUUCCGCAUAUCACAAAAACCUCAUCCAAUAAUUGUUAAUUAUCAUGUGAGCAAAAUAAAGCAAUAUGGUUGGCUAAUUUACCAUGAAUUAUUAAUAUAACGAGCUUGAGAUGGAAAAGUCGAGUGAACGGAGUUUUUAUAUAUUCAUUAGACGGUCCUAGCCAGGAGCAAUGGACAACUUGCAUGUUAGACUAAAUUUUAAUCUAAGCAGAGAAAAGGGAAUCAAACACCACAGCUAAAAAGAACAUACUGAAAUUAGUAAAAGUGCAAAAUUUGGUUGCGAAAUGUUGUAAAGCUUUGAAAAUAUAGCCUUGCAAAGUUUUCAUAUUUUCAGUAUAUUUGUAUUACGAGCGGAAAUUGUUACCAUUUUCGGCUCAAAAAUGGUAACAAUUUCCGCACGUAAUACAAAUAUACUGAAAAUAUGCAAACUUUGCAAAGCUAUAUUUUCCAAGCUUUACAACAUUUCGCAACCAAAUUUUGCAAGUUUACUAAUGGUAAUACGUUCUUAACGGGAAUUUACUUUUUUUUUGCCUAGAUCGGCUAGAUCAAAAAUAUGUCUAACAUGCAAGUUGUCAAUUGCGAAAAAGGCAACUACAUGUAUAGACCCUCUGUCCGAUGCAGCGCUCUAACCAACUGAGAUACAGAUUCCAGUUGUCGAGUUCUAACCACAAGUUCAUGUAUAAAUACUAAGGUGUUGCCAUGGUAAUGUAUAUCAGGGUAAAUAUCAUGAGUUGUUUGGGGGGCACCUCACUCAUUUUAACUAAUGGUAACGACCAGCCCGAUAGCAUCACCUUCGGCACCAGAUUCUUUCUAGCAGCACCAGAUUCUUUCUCAAUCGCUUUAUACAUUUUUUUCUUUGUAUAUCAAGAUGUCUUUUCAUCCUGAGAAAUUUCUGAACAACAUAAUACUGCGUCGCUUGAUUAUUUCUCACAACACUUUGACGUCCAGAGAAGUUAAACCUGAUCGACAAAGGUAAAUGCAGUGGAAAUAUGAAGUAUCGUACUGUCGAUCGUACUCAUCGUAGCGAAUUUAGACGAUGCUUUUACUUGAAGUAAAAAGUAAAAGUACUAUUGUCUGUAGGGGGGGGGGGGGACUUCUCCAAUGGAUUGACAUACAAAAGACACAAAACAGCACACGCAUUAUAUGCGUGCACCUAAUAAUAUACAAUAUUUCACGGCAUGGUCUACUUUCCAGACCCCGUUGAAGAGAGAAGAAAUCCAGACGCAUGUAGAGGUCCUAUUACCUAUCCCAAAAUUAAAAUAAAUCAGAAAUAAUCACGUAAAAUUAAACAAAAGUUAGAAAGUAACGAAAUACUUCGGAGCAACAAAAUGAAAAUAACGAAGUAAAACGUUACUUCUUAAAACGACUUCGUUCCAAGUAAAAGUAGUCCAGAAAAAGUUUACUUUGUUACAUGCUCACUUCUCGAAAAUAGUACUCAAGUACAGUAACGAAGUAUAUUUACUUCGUUACUUGAUACCACUGGUGGGCGGUAGCACAUUGUUAUAACUUAUAACCAGUUUUAAACAGAAUUUAUUAAGAUAAUGUUUUCGUUGCUAGAUGGUCUAUGGCGCCACAACAAAUCAACGCCUAUUACAGCCAGGAAUUUAACAAGAUAGGUAAACUUUCAUUAAAUGAAAUCACUUAUCAUGUGCUCAUGUGCAUUUAAAAAUUAAACUACAUUCGCACGACGAAUCUUCCUUAAUGAUAUUUGAUGAAUGAUGAGGCAAAUGAUCAUCAGUAAUUUACAGUUUAUGCAAGUCUCACUAAACCAGCAGGUGUAUCAGAUAUACAAGCUCUUUCGUGGUCAUGAUCUUUCGUGGUCAUGAUUUCCUUUCUGUUUCUAUCAGAAAUUAUUAACGAGGAUUACAAAUACGUGACACUCUUUUUCUUCUUUUCUUUAGUGUUUCCAGCAGGAAUAUUACAGCCUCCAUUUUGGCAUGCCUCCUAUCCGAUGUAAGUAAUUGUCUUUGCUAUAAGCAUGCAGCAAUCCCCUUGGUUUUAUAUACUGCAGGGGGUAUCAAAAGAAGUGCACAUGAAGUUAUAAAACGUCCAAUCAACUGAAAAUUCCGCAAAAUUGGUCAGUGCCGUUCUCAGGAUGUUUUCACCAAGGGAGCAGUAAUACUAAUAUGCUGAAAUAACCCGAAAUAAAUGCAUCAGUUGAAAUGGCCAUGUCAGUUAAUUCUGAUUCACAAGAUUAUAAGCGCCAUUUUGCGUCAUAAUUCAUAUAAUAACAUUAUUAUAAAAUCAACUAAUAAGAUAAAAGCAGUUGCUGUUACCUCUACUGUCCACACCCCCCCCACCUGAAAUGUGGGGGGGGGGGGGUGUGGACAGUAGAGGCAACAGCAACUGAAAUUGAAAUUAGUGCACAGUAUCUCUGGCGCUCUGAAUGUCACUGUUGUAUAUACUGUUUAGGUCGAUCCAGUACGGUGGUUUGGGAUUUGUUGUCGGGCAUGAAAUUAGUCAUGGAUUCGAUGUCAAUGGUGAGAUAUUUAUUUUGUCCUUAUAUAUAUUAUAAAUAAAGUGAGCUCCAUAUAUGUCUGGAACAAGAACUUCAGUUAUUCUGCCUAUCGAAAAGUGAAACCAAGACGGCGGAAAGAGCUAUGAAGGCCGAAAUUCUAAUAAUAGCUAAUUCCAGUUUUUUGCCUGGACCGAUACGGUAAUUAAAGUUAUCAGUUCAUAAAACCUUGAGGUCAAAAUUCGCGGACAAAAGCAACAGAAAAAGACCAGAACUGACAUCCAAAUAUUAUAGUUUUUCAAAUUCCGCCAUCUUGCAUGGACUUUUUGGACUCGAGUUCUCGCCCCAGAUCAUCAUGGAGCUCACUGAGUGUAUAAAUAUAGGUCAGUGCAAAAUACAAAUGCAAGUGCCGGCACACAUGUAGAAACGUAUAGGUCUGCAAACAAGUUGUUACAAAUCUAUUUUCAAAGCUGUGUCUUGUAUAAGAAGCUUGGUGGCAUUAUCAGACUUGUUACAAGGUUCUUCUAACAAGUCUGAUGCAGUCAUAUUCAUAACAAGAUAUAACAGGAAUGUUACAAGGCUGAUGACACAAGGUUGUAACAGUAUUGUGUCGGACUUGUUGGACCUGCAUCUUCCUAGGUUGUAACAGUAUUGUGUCGGACUUGUUGGAACUUGUCAUGAUUGUGUCGGACUUGUUGGAACAAUCUUGCAACAAGUCUGAUAAUGCCAUCAAGCUUGUUACAAGUUGUUAACAGCUUGUUCCAUACUUGUUGACAACUUGGAACAAGCAGUCGGCGAACCGCGAACACAACUUGUUGACGGCUUGUUGGUAGACUUGCCAAUUAAAGAUGUGAGAUUUUUGCGAGUGUAACUAAGAACUUGUAACAAAUUAUUUAUGGUAUAUAGGGGUAAGAAUCACUAAGGAUAGAGUUAAGAUGAGGUUUACAGUAAAUUUCACCUCAGUAGCAUGUAGAAAGAGUGUUUCCAGUUUGCAGCUAGGUUUGUGCGGAAUUUGGUUUCCUCUCGUAUAGCCAAACUAAGCAAAUACGCAAUGAUCCAUCAUACUAGGCCUACCAAAACCGUGGAUCCUUCUCUCGCUCGGAAAAAACGUGUCGUGUUUUUGUAUCAAAAUAUCCAUGCAGGAAUGCAACCAUGCACAUUCUUAACGUCGUGAAAUCGACAUCUUGGAAAUGGCGACAUCGACUGAUUAACUGGCCGCAUUAUGCCAAGAUUAGCUAAUAAUAAUUUAAAAGUAAUUUAGCAAUAAUAUAUAAGCGUGAGUCUGUAGCAAUCUUGUUCCCAAACUUUAAAACCUGUGAACGUACGGGGUUUGGACUGUAGUCACAUUCCUGAAUGUUUUGACACAAAAACAUGCAUGAUACGCGUUUUUGGGCGAGAGGAAGAAUCCGCGGUUUUGGUAAAGAACAGUUUUAGUUUAAAAAAAGUCUGGUUGGUGAAGGUUUCUUCUUGUAGAAAUAUUUGCUUGUGUCUGAAAGUACAAGAGACGCCCUUAAUGAACAUUGGCUUUUGAGGAAAACGAUUUAUAUAGAAUUGACUACAAACAGUAUCUACAUGUAUACAGUAUAAAAAACUAAAUUAGUUCAGUUUAAGCUACGUUUACACGCUGCGAUUUGUCGGGCCGAUUUUGGUAAAUAAUCGUUGCACCUUCUUCGACAUUUAGCGAUUUAAACGUUCAAUUGAAGCUGUCCACUCUCUCGUCUGUUUAUAUUAUAGUUUUGUGCGUGCGAAAAGUUUUCAACAAUUUUACAACGAAAAAAAAUCGUUGAAUCGUGAGAAAAAUCUGUGUUUUGCUACAGAUUUUUCUCCCGAUUUUGUGAAUCGCAAGGCGCUGACGCGAGUACUCACGACAGGUUAUUUACAUACAGCGAGAAAAAUCGGUCCUAAAGCCUAAAGGUACGUGUAAGCGUACCUUUAGUUUAGUUUAAUUUAAGUUUCCUCUUGUAGAGACACUGUAGCAAAAGGAGACGACCUAAGCUUACUUCCACUCUAGGGGAAGCUGGGGAACAGCUUAGAAUUGAUGCAUGCAGCUAUCCACUUUAAAUAAAGUUAAUUUAACUAUCAGCCCUCGUGAUGCUUAACCCAACCCAAAAUAAACUACCAAAUCUUUUAAUGGAAGCCAUUAUCCACCUUUUUGUUUUUCUUUUGGUUCAUAAGGAAUGCACUACGACAAGAAUGGAAAUUAUAUUGGUUGGUGGACUAACUCGUCAAAAAAUGCAUUCAAGUUGAAGUCUCACUGCCUGAGUGGCCAGUAUUCGAACUACACGGUUUUUGGAAAGAACGUAAGUGCUGCCUUCGAUGUUGCCUCUAAACCAUCGCUGUUUGUGAAGUAACAGCUAGUACACUUGAAUUCUCAAUCAUCAGAAAUAUCAUAGAUCACUGCUCUAUACCAUUUGAACUAUCAAACCUAUACAGAGGUUGGUGGUGGUGAGUUCUUAUACUUUAUAAGCACAAAAGAUCGGAACUCUCAACCUUCAGAAUUCUAGCUAGUCCACUAUUCUACUUGUCAGUUGAGCUAUCAAGCCAACAGAUCGGUAAUGAGAUUGGUAAUGAGUUUUUAUCCUUUGUAAGUACACAAAAUUUUAACUCUCAACCUUCAGGAAUUUAGUCGCCAACUCUACCCUAUACGCAAGCCUGGUGGUGUGAACUCUCAGCCUUCAGAAAUCUAGUCCACCAACGUUACCUGUAUGAGCUAUUCUGCGGACGUUGGUGGCGAGUUCUUAUCCCUUAUUAAAUACCAUUAUGCAGCGACAAUUUGUUUGUCUUUUAAUAGAUAAAUGAUGCAUCCCUUGUUUGUCCUUUUAAUAGAUAAAUGGUGUAACGACGUUGGGUGAAAAUAUUGCCGACAACGGCGGAAUACGACUGGCUUAUAAGGUUUUGUUUACCAUAUAUUGAUAUUUUACUCUUUUGAAACUUACCUCCGAUGUGUGAGCAUUCAUGCAUGGCUGUGCCUGAUGCUUGGGUGGGGCAGGGGAAUGGACCGCCCCCCCAAUAAUUUCUGAAAGAUUUCAAACAACAAAUAGUGGUCAUACAACCUAGUUCGCGUCCCCCUCCCCCAAUAUUUCGCCAAGGGUCCCCACUGAUGCCUAUAGUAAUGUAUCUAAUUCGCAUGGAUCAGGUUUUAAAAAUGAGUGCUUGCAUGUUCUAUUUCAUACUAUCUUUGAAAUAAGACAUAUACCGGAUUGUACAUACAAUUCCUAGGUUAUAAGGUUCAUGAAUAUAUUAUAUUUAGUUAUAUAUCUAAAUCGUUUAUGUAUAGAUAUUGUUUACGUAUUGUGUUUGGUUGAUAUUGUUUACACUAAAUACCCAUGCAGUGGCUAGGUCCAAAUAAACUAUGGAGCCAAACAACUAAAUUUCCCCCGCCAUUGUAGGCAUAUAAAGAAUGGAAAAAGAACAAUGGUACUAAUGAGAAAACGUUGCCUGGUCUUCCUUUUUCUCAUGACCAGCUGUUCUUCUUGAAAGGUGCCCAGGUAUAGAUUAUCUUAAAUUUGUUUUCUAUAUUCUUUUUUGGCAUAAAAAUAAAAAACAACAAAAGCAAGCUUUCAAAGCUACGUUGUUUAGAAAGUGCAUGGCAACAAUUAGUAAACAUGAGCGCCAUUUAAAAUUAUUUUGCUAACUAACUUCACUUUAAUUUAAUUUAAUUCCUUUCUUUAUAUUGAUAGUUAUGGUGUGCGAACAUCCGUAAGAAAGUUGCUCUCAAUAUGAUCGACACUGACCCACACACGCUGAAAAUGUUCAGGUAUUUCAAGACUGAAAUUAAUUAGUAAACUAUGAGUUCAUGUAUAUAUAUACUAUCUCACAUUAAAAUACUCAUUAAUAAUUCAUAAACCUUGUGGCAAAUCAUGUCAGCCAUAAUAUGUCACGUGCAGUGACUUUAUAUCUGAUAAAACACAUGUGGCAUUAUAUAAUUGUUCAUCUUAAUUAGCAUGAUUAUAUUAUGGUUCAUCCUAAUUCACUUAUUCACCAAUAGUGACGCCAUCUUGAAUCAGGAUGCAUUAUGGGUUAUCCAGGGUAAAAAUGAAAAAUCCGAAUUCAGAAGCCUUCAAUGUCGUAUUGAGACACAAUACGAUAAUUUUUUUUAUAAACAAUUUCUUGAUGACAAUGAGGCAGUGUAAAUCAAUUUUAUGCGCACUUUGGUGAAAUUAUUUCCCUUUUUAGGCCUAACAAAGAUUUAAACUAUAGAUUUUAUCCUGAUUUUUUUUAUUUUUCCCAGCUUUUGUGUGUUUUCCUAGUUCUUCUAAAAAUUGUCUGUUAUUUUUAACUAUAAAAACGUGUGUUUUCGCCUACAUAUUCGAUUUACAGCCCUUCAAAAACGCUCCAUUACCCUGGAUCACCCAUAAUGCAUUGCGUUAAUUGAACGCGAAAUUCAAGAUGGCGUCGCUAUUGGUGAAUAGGUGAAUUAGUAUUCUUUUGUAGUCGUAUUUUAAGCUAUUCAAAACACUCGUUGUCGUGUUUUAUCAGAUAUAAAACGCUAAUACUAAUAUAAUGAAAAUAAUAAUACGAGAUGUUCACUGACCAAAAUGAUUUAUUUAGACGAGUUUAAUUCGGCCACUAGACUGUGGUCUUCGACAGGCUCGGGAUAGCAAGCUUAUAUACUAACAUAUGUUACUACAGACUCAGUCUAGUGGCCGAAAGCUCGUCUAAAUAAACAAUUUUGGUCAGUGAACGUCUCGUAUUAUUAUGCCUUUACCUGACCCUGACCGCGCUUCGACCAUAAUGAAAAUAGCCAGUAGCGCGAACUAUUUCAUCAGUUGCGUUUUUGUAUUUUUCCUUUUAGAAUAAUUGGUCCGUUUUCCAACUCAGUGGCGUUUUCAAAAGCCUUCAAAUGCCCGUCUGGCAGCAGAAUGAAUCCUGUAAAGAAAUGUCGUGUUUGGUAGAAGAGGAUUUUAAAUGAAGAAUAAAUUAUUUUUAUGCUUUCCCCCUCGAAUAAUUUACUACUUGAGAAAAAAAUAUAUAAUAAUUGCACUUCCCCAGUUUUAUCAAAUGACUUAAUUUUUUCGUCCCCGUUACUCAGUAGAGAGGUUCAGAUUUGACUUCCACUACCUCUACCAUAUUAUGGACCAUUAACCAAUCAGAUGCAUUGAAUAUAUCCGAUUAACCAAUCAGAUGCAUUGGAUAUAUCCGAUUAACCAAUCAGAUUCGUACUAAGCCAGCGGGAGGUAUUAGUAGUGGAAGUCAAGUUCAGACCUCGCUUUCACAAAGUCCACAAAGCCCGCAAUCUCGUUCCCAGAGUAUGCCUGUUCACGGGUUAUGUAGUGGCAUGACACUACAUAACCCGCGAACAGGCAUACUCUGGGAACGAGAUUGCAAAGCCCGAGGAAAACUUAUUAGCCUCCAACCUCGUACCCAGGCUCUUAUAAGACCCGGGGUACGAGGUUGAUUAGCCUCAGGGGGACAAGGGCGUGUUACUGUGUCUGCUUUUCAAAUUAUAUUUCCCAAAUUACUUUUCAAAUUUUUCAUUUAUGAAAAAAUUGGAAAUUUUGCACAUAAUAAGGAAACAAGAUUGCGUAAUUCCGCCUGUCAUUUCAUUCUAGGCUAGCUCUUUAUAGCUUGGUGGCUCGCGCAGAAAUACUCGAAGCCGUUUAUAGAAGUAACUCAAUUAAAACACUUCGGAUUUAAACUGAAAUAAAAGCCUCUCCCGUCUAUAGAUAUUUACUUCUGCAGCCAUUCAAUGCAUUUG
Messenger RNA from Paramuricea clavata, 23192 nucleotides. The record is from the annotation of a GenBank genome assembly. NCBI's taxonomy places the organism in Eukaryota, Metazoa, Cnidaria, Anthozoa, Malacalcyonacea, Plexauridae.